CUGAUUUGUUUUGUACUGUUUUUGUAAAAUUCAUUUUAUGUAGUGAUGGCCAUCAUUUGUGUAUUGAAAACUUUCGUCAUCGUUAUCAAAUUAAUGUACAUUCAUGCAGAAAUAUGUGGCGGUAUUCUGCAAACGUCUUCAGGAUAUAUAUCUCCACCACUGUCAAACAACACUUAUCAGUCUAACAGUUUCUGUCGAUGGGAAAUAAAUAGCAACAGAAAUAACAGCAUUAUUUUAACUUCGACAGAUUUCUCCGUAGAAGAGUCACCCGGAUGUAUUUGGGACUACCUAGAUAUAAGAGAUGGUGAGGACAAUGCUACCUAUUCAGUGGGGAGGUUUUGUGGUUAUGAUGAUAUAUACUUUAUAUCAGAGUCAUCUGCUGUAUACAUUUAUUUCGUUACCGACCAACUUCAAAAUUAUCAGGGGUUUACACUUGCGUAUCGUGAGACGGGAGAGAGAGAGUCUUCACAGUGUAAUACUAUAAUCAGAAGUGAGAGUUAUAUUACAUCUCCGGGAUAUCCUGAUAAUUAUCCAAGAUCAACAACAUGUUUAUAUAGAAUAGUUGCUCCUGAGCACCAACGUGUAAAGCUGAACAUUUUAAAGAUGUCAAUUUCCGAUGAUAGUUGCAUGUUUGAUCGACUUGAAGUAUUCGACAGAACUACCAGUCAUUCCAAAAGACUUGGGACAUUCUGUGGUACCGCAUCACAUGCUAUUAUAUCGAGUGGUAAUAGUAUGUUGGUAGUAUUUAUUUCGGACUACAUGUUAGAAAACAGAGGAUUUCUUGCUGAAAUAAAUUUCAAAACAGAAGUCCAGGAGCACAACGAACAGGUUUUGGAAAAAAAAUUGAAUCAAAAUUGUGGAAUUAAAGUCGAAGGUUCUAUGAGGGGAACUAUAACAAGUCCAGGAUACCCAGCUGUUUAUGAUAACAACGUGAACUGCUCUACAACAAUCAUAGCUCCUCUGCCAGACCAUCAAAUUAUGAUACAGUUUACGCACAUGGAGAUUGAAGAAUCAGACAACUGCUCAUUUGAUAGAAUUUCACUUUUCCUCGACUCUUUUUCGGAUUCCCCAGAAAUUACACUAUGUGCACAAUCAGCAUCAGAUAAGUUGUACUUUUCAAGGGAUGGCUUCCUGAAAAUUAAGUUUACAACAGACAAUUUAAUCACAUGGACAGGAUUCUCAGCAAAUUACACUGUCAUUCCACGUCAAGUGUGUUAUCCAAGAUGUCAAAACAACAGUGUUUGUAUCAAAGAUGGACAGAACUACAGAUGUAUAAAUGGUCAAAUAUGUGUCACCAAUUUGUGCAACCAUGGUCACUGCAUUAAAAAAGGACUUGCUGACGUACAAUGUUUUUGCCAUGAAGGGUUUAAUGGUUUAUUCUGUACAGACGAAAUAAAAAUCGAAGUGGAAAAGCUGAAAUUCAUAAAAUCACCAACAGAUCAACUCAUUGAGCAUGGAGAACGUAUCAUAUUAGAAUGCCAAGUCAACGACGACACAGCUGAUUACAUGUGGUUUUAUGAAGACCUAAUGCUACAAACAGAGAAAAACAGUGUGACGGUCUACCCUGGAGGGGUUUUAGAUAUUUCUAAAUUCAGUAUAACUUUAGAAGGACUAUAUAAAUGCCUAGCCAGUACAUCAUCUGACUUUUUAGAACAUGAAUUCAGACUUAUCCUGGCAGAACCGUGCAAUUUAUCUGUAGAAGUUCCCCCUAUGGAUACAGUGGUAGAAGAAUCCUCAGUAGUGUUGAUGUCAUGUUAUUCACAACGAGCCGUUAAUGUUACCUGGUAUAAAGAUGCCGUCCUCGUUGCUGAUAAUGUGAAAUAUGAGACGUUGAGCGAAGGACAGUAUUUAGCAGUCUCAAAUGUUAUACCUACUGACGCGGGAGAAUAUACCUGUGAAGUUACAAGCAAUGAUGGAUGUCAUGUCAAACGAUCUGCUCAAUUAUCAGUGAUUCCGGCAUCAGGAUUUAAUUCCUUCUGUGCGAGAGAUGUUUUGGUUCACAAUCCACGUGUCAGAAUGGCUGGGAGAAUAACACUCGGCUACUCUGUAGACCAGGCGUCAGCGCCAUGGCAUGCUGUUUUACGUAUGAGUAGUCAGGAUAAGACGUUUUGUGGUGCCAAUCUCAUAUCGAAUUCAUGGCUAAUCACAGCAGCUCAUUGUAUUCGCCAUUUUCACAUUGAAUUUAAAGAAUUGUUUGCCAAAGAAAAGGUUGAUAUCUUCCUGGGAACAAAUAGUUGCAACGGCGAAAGAGGUGUUAAAUAUGGUAUAAAGUCUUACGUUGUUCAUCCAAAUUUUGGUGAACGUGCUGUUUACGAUAAUGACGUAGCCUUGAUUGAAUUGGACAGAUCGGUCACGUUUACGGAGGAUAUUCAACCAGUCUGUCUUCAACCCUCUUCUGUCAUUAACAAUAAUUACUUAACUCAUAAACUCGGUCAUAAAAUAGGACGCGUGGUAGGAUGUGGUCAAUACAGUGAAUUCCGGAAAGCAGCACCAGAAUAUCUCCGGGAGGUGUACGUUCCCUAUGUAAAUCGUGAAGAUUGUGCGUCUGUAAAUAUUGGCCAAGGAAAUUUUACUGACAGCAUGUUCUGUGCUGGUUAUUCUAGAAGAAAUAUGGGAGACGCUUGCUUUGGUGAUAGCGGUGGGUCUCUCACUAUGAGACUCUCAGAAAACCAUCCUUGGGUGUUGGUCGGAAUAGUUUCAUGGGGAGUUGGAUGCGAUAGGAAUAGUCACUAUGGUUACUAUACACAUGUUGCUGCUUUUGAAAAUUGGAUACAAAAUUACACGAUCUCCGAUAGAGAUCCUUAGUACUUUGGUACUUUGCUUUACAUCUGUAAAACUAUUUUUUUUUAUUGUAAAUUGACAUGACCAUUGUGAAAAUUAAAGCUUAGCCAAAUUUUAAUGUUUGCUAUACUUAUAUGAUAUCUAAUUAGGUAUAAGAUUCAUACACCAUUGUUUAUUGAAAAUAAGAAAAAUACUGUCCUAAAAUAUGACAACUGGAUAUAUAUAAUGCAGGGAAAAUUCUGCAAAAUCGAGGCAUUAGUAAAAACUUAACAAUCAUUUAUCAAUAUGUGUCCCUAACAAUAAAAAAAUGUAUAGUUUUUGCGUUGCAGUUCAUUGAGA
Molecule: messenger RNA, 3120 nt
Organism: Mytilus californianus (California mussel)
Lineage: Eukaryota; Metazoa; Mollusca; Bivalvia; Mytilida; Mytilidae
Product: mannan-binding lectin serine protease 2-like
Exons: 16
Coding region: 46-2805 (919 amino acids)
Biological process (GO): proteolysis
Molecular function (GO): serine-type endopeptidase activity
Source: RefSeq, a predicted model, not a curated record